UGGGGAGGGCCGCCCCUCCGCGGGGCCCGGGGCCCGCCGGCCACUGGUACCCGGCGCGGUCGCGAGCGGCGCUGACGCAGAUCCUGCCUGUGCGGCUCUCUCGGGCCCCGAGGGGCUGGGCUGAGCGUGGCUGUCUAGCGAGCCCCGGCUAGCUUCUGGUUUCCUUUUCUUUUUGAAAAGCUAUCGGGCCGCAGGCGCAGAGCUUUCCGUAAGCAUCUGUGGGGAGCUUGACCUGAUUCACGUCUUUAAUUUUCAUCGCCCUUUGCGGGUCCAGUUAACUUUGAUUGCCAUAUAUGGAUUCCCAGAAAUCUCUGAAGGAAACGGUCCUCAUUACGGGAGGAGGUGGCUAUUUUGGUUUCCGCCUAGGCUGUGCUCUGAACCAGAAGGGAGUCCAUGUGAUUCUGUUUGACAUCAGCAGCCCUGCCCAAACCAUUCCAGAAGGAAUCAAGUUUAUACACGGAGACAUCCGCCACCGCUCUGACGUAGAGAAAGCCUUCCAGAAUGUGGACAUCGCCUGUGUGUUCCAUAUUGCCUCUUACGGUAUGUCAGGGCGCGAGCAACUGAAUCGGAACCUGAUCGAAGAAGUGAACGUUGGGGGCACAGACAACAUCCUCCAGGCUUGCAGGAGGAGGGGGGUGCCAAGGUUAGUUUACACCAGCACGUUCAAUGUCAUCUUCGGAGGUCAAGUUAUCAGAAAUGGAGAUGAAUCUCUGCCUUACCUACCUCUUCACCUCCAUCCUGAUCACUACUCUCGGACCAAAUCUGUUGCAGAGAAGAAGGUGCUGGAGGCCAAUGGUGCAGCCCUGGAAAGGAGGGAUGGGAUCCUGAGAACCUGUGCUCUGAGACCGGCUGGCAUCUAUGGGCCUGGAGAACAAAGGCACCUCCCCAGAAUAGUGAGCUACAUUGAGAAGGGCCUGUUCAAGUUUGUGUACGGAGACCCCAAGAGUCUGGUUGAAUUUGUCCACGUGGAUAACUUGGUGCAGGCUCACAUUCUGGCCUCAGAGGCCCUGAAAGCCGACAAGGGCCACAUUGCCUCUGGGCAGCCCUACUUCAUCUCAGAUGGCAGACCCGUGAACAACUUUGAGUUCUUCCGGCCUUUGGUUGAGGGCCUGGGCUACAAGUUCCCAUCCAUCCGCCUGCCCUUGACCCUCAUCUACUGCUUCGCUUUGCUAACAGAGGCGGCCCACUUCAUUCUGGGUCGACUCUACAACUUCCAGCCAUUCCUCACCCGCACCGAAGUUUACAAAACUGGCGUCACACAUUACUUUAGCCUGGAGAAAGCCAAGAAGGAGCUAGGUUAUGAGGCUCAGCCAUUUGACCUCCAGGAAGUAGUAGAGUGGUUUAAAGCCCACGGUCACGGCAGAGGUCCUGGAAGUCGUGACUCUGAGUGUCUUGUUUGGGAUGGGCUGUUGGUCUCACUCUUGGUUAUAGCGGUUUUCACAUGGCUGCCGCCUUCGGUGCUUCUGUCCGUGUGAAGGAGGAGCUGGAAAUAAGGAGCUCAUCACACUUGCUGAGAGGGUUUCAGGAGACACGGGCUUUAAAGAUAGACAGGUAGUAGACAGGUAGGUAGGUAGAUAGAUAGUAGAUAGGUAGAUAGGUAGUAGGAAGAUAGGUAAGUAGAUAGCAGAUAGGUAGAUAGUAGACAGGUAGGUAGGUAGGUAGCAGAUAGGUAGGUAGGUAGGUAGGUAGAUAGAUAGAUAGUAGAUAGGUAGAUAAUAGAUACCUGGUGUCAAAUUUGGGAUCUUCAAGUCUCUACUUAGGAAUAGAUUCUUGGAUUAAGUCUUCAUUUCCUACCUCCUUGCACAAAUCCUGAAGGGAGAAAAUAGAAGCAAAGAUAAGUUUGAGGUCUGGUUUGCUGGGUCCUUCUUCUUUAGAUCGGUACCUCAGAAGUCAUUCUGGAGCCUGGAGCUGAACUUGCUUAGAUGGGAAACAUCUUACUUGAAUUUCUCAGAAGCCAAAAAUGUACUUAUUUCCAUUCCCAUACAGUCUGCAUCUACUCCACAUGAGCUAAAACACGCACUGCUACAGGAAUGGCAAAACGCUAACAGGCUUGAAAAUGUGUGAAAAACACCGAAUCGGGCUACGACCCUACAGCCAAAGCCUCUGAGGAGGUGGUGGCUGUUGCAGGGGAGGCAUUUGCUAUUCACAGUGUACGUUUUAGGAAUUAGCUUUGCCCUUUGUGACAUAAGGGUGUUAUGUCCAUGUGACCACAUGGUAAGGUCUGAUGUGGAAACAAAUGGACCUUUAUCUUACCUCACAGGAUUCUUUUGAGGGUUAGAUCAGACAAGGCAUAUAAAGUGCCACGCAACACGCUGAAGCCAUUUUGAUUAAUACUGUUAUUACACGUUCCUUAUGAGGGUUCUCUUCCUCAGGGUAUUCUGUUUAGAGGGUGCUGUUGCUGCCGACCUUUCUGGAAAGCCUUUGUGGCAUGCCCUUGGAGUCUGUCACAAGUGUGUUUAAAUAUCUUCAGUGUUUGCAAAGUUGUGGUCUCUGAGGAGAGAUUGAAGUCCAGGAAACAGCUAAAAAAUCUGAUGAUUAAUGAGGAUGUUCAAGCUAAUGGUGCCAUUUGCAAUUAAAAAAUAAAGCACAGCUCUCAACCAAUGGACUGGUUUUCUUACUGGGAAGAACUUCGGCUCUCUGAUGGCCACUUCCAGCGAGGAAUGUUCUAAACAAUGGCGGCAUCGUCUGGCCACCCACGGGGGCUGCCGUGGCAAACCUUCAAGCUGUACCGUUCCAUGGGAACCAAAGUGGAAAGAAGACACAGAGUCUUCACCCAUUCCGCGAUUCCAGCUACAGAAAGGACAGGACAGUAUUCACACACUGUGAGAAGGACAGAUGGCUGUGGAAAGUCAUGUCAGAGUUGUUCUAAGAGCAUCUGGAGGAGGAGGAGAUGCUGGGUAAAUAGGCCCUGGUGCAUGCUGCCUGGGUGUUUUGGAAAAAGUGCUCAACUUGAUUCCAGAAGACCUGCAACCACAAAUAUCUUGUGUGGCUUUAACCAACUAGCUGAAGCCUCAGUAGGCCUUCAGUUGGCCUCCUUUGGGAAAUAGGAAUGACUGUAUUUGCCCUUUCUAUAAACCCACAGGGUUUGUUGUGAGUGUAAAAUAAGAGGCAGUGGAAGUACGUCUGAUAUAUAAAUUGCAACGUGAAUAUGAGGUUGUGGUAGUGAUUUUUUUAGUAAAAUAUCUGUAUAACCUUU
This is a messenger RNA of Hippopotamus amphibius kiboko, 3196 nucleotides long. RefSeq names its product short chain dehydrogenase/reductase family 42E, member 1 (gene SDR42E1). Gene Ontology annotation, biological process: steroid biosynthetic process. The coding region runs from base 294 to 1475 and encodes 393 amino acids. The record is from RefSeq and is a predicted model, not a curated record. Gene Ontology annotation, molecular function: 3-beta-hydroxy-Delta5-steroid dehydrogenase (NAD+) activity. The transcript is spliced from 3 exons. Lineage: Eukaryota; Metazoa; Chordata; Mammalia; Artiodactyla; Hippopotamidae.